Molecule: messenger RNA, 2698 nt
Organism: Hippoglossus stenolepis (Pacific halibut)
Lineage: Eukaryota; Metazoa; Chordata; Actinopteri; Pleuronectiformes; Pleuronectidae
Gene: crema
Product: cAMP responsive element modulator a
Exons: 8
Coding region: 171-1115 (314 amino acids)
Biological process (GO): regulation of transcription by RNA polymerase II
Cellular component (GO): nucleus; ATF4-CREB1 transcription factor complex
Molecular function (GO): RNA polymerase II cis-regulatory region sequence-specific DNA binding; DNA-binding transcription factor activity, RNA polymerase II-specific; protein binding
Source: RefSeq, a predicted model, not a curated record
CUCUCUGGUGUUUAUUCGUCUCCGCGGCGUCGUCAGCGCUGACGUGGAUACGACGUGCGCGGAGCCUCAGGACGUCCGCGCGCCCCGUCAUCAGUGACGACGUAAAAGUUCGGUCCUGGAGAAGACGCGUGUUCGGCCUCGAGUCACAGAAUCAACGACCUCGACUCGUUAUGGACGCUUCGGUAUCGUCUCACUUCGACGGCAGUUUAAAUGGCUCGCUGUCGGAUGAGGAGAACCAGAGUGAAACCAGUUUAUCUCCUGCAGCGCCCCAGGCGUCUGUGGCAGAGUCACCCGGCGUGACCGUCGUGCAGCUGUCUGACGGUGAGACGCUGGAGGUGCAAAGGUUGAUCCAGGCGCCUCAGACCUCGGUCAUACAGCCGCCACAGGUCCACACUGUACAGAUUGCCGAGGCAGCAGAGCUGGAGGAGAACGAGUCGGCCACAGACGCUCAGAGGAGACGAGAGGUUCUCUCCAGGCGUCCAUCCUACCGAAAAAUCCUCAAUGAGCUUUCGUCCGAUUCACCGGCAGUUCCUAAAAUCGAUGAGGAGGAGACAGAGGAGGAGGAGGAGGAGGAGGUGUCGAGCGCAGCGUCAGCCUCCAUCUACCAGACCAGCUCAGGGCAAUACAUCGCAGUAACUCAAGGGGGAGCCAUCCAGCUGAGCAGCCGGGGAGUCCAGGCCCUUCAGGGGGCUCAGAACCUGACGGUGACCGACUCAUCGCAGCCCGGAGCCACCCUCCUGCAGUGUGCAGCUCAGCCCGGGGACGCCCCUCAGCAGUUCUACAUCCAGGGUGGACAGGUGCUCCUCCAAGCUGCAACAGGAGACAUCCCCGCCUACCAGCUGCGGUCGCCGAACUCGGGCCUGGCACAGAGCAUCGUGAUGGCCGCGUCCCCGGGCACCAUGCAGAGCCCGCCGACACACCACACCGAAGAGGUCACCCGCAAGAGGGAGGUCCGGCUGAUGAAAAACAGGGAGGCGGCUCGUGAGUGCCGCAGGAAAAAGAAAGAGUACGUCAAAUGUUUGGAAAACCGCGUGGCCGUGUUGGAAAACCAAAACAAGACCCUGAUUGAAGAGCUGAAAGCACUGAAGGACAUUUACUGCCACAAAGCCGAGUAGCGGCGGCUGCUCGUGGUCACGGGCUGAAGACAGUGGCGUUUUCAAACUGCUGCAGAAAAACAAACACACGAAAAAGAAGAAAAGAAAAGACUCUGGAUCAAAAAACUGCUCCGACCGUCGUCGCUCCUCCGCUCGGGCUUCAUGGUUUCACGAAUCCAGAAGUGUCGCGGGGAAUUCAACCAGCUUGUGCUUGGCAGUUUCGCUCUCGUUCUUAAUCUUGUGCUCUUUUGCAUGUGAAGACUCAGAGUGUCGUACGCACUAGGCUUGCUGUCGCCGCCGUGCACAGGCUGAAAGCUGAAGAGGAGGAACAGGAAGAGGAGAUACAGGUGCUUCCUGAAAAUGCACAGAGAUUUCGAAGAGAAAAACCCUUUUGCAGGUCAGCCGGGUCCGCGACCCGCAACUUUCUGCAAGGGUCGGACGGAGUGCACGAAAAAAAAAGCCAGCAGCUGCAAACCAGGCAACUCGCCCAUGUUUACCACCCGAGUACGUCAUCUGUGUAUUUACGCUUCUGUUCUUGGUUGUUUCAUGCAUUCCUUUAUGCAAAAACACAUUUAGGGAGAAACGUCCUCCAGCGAUUUGUGAUUGAAGUGGAUCCCAUCGACCUGUUCCCAGUUUGUUUAAACACACUUGAUUCGUUUAGGGCUUCAAGCAAAGACAUGUUUGGCUUUUUAAUGCACAGAACUUCAAACACAUGUUUCAAGCUGAUGUCGAGGGGCAUUAAUGUGAAUCCAAAAGAGUCUGUUUCAUCACUAAAAGCACAGGAAGGACCAAAGUGUCAGUGUGGAUCUGAUUCGAAUUUGUAUUCUAUCGCAAUUUAUUUAAAGAAUUUCACUCCACACGUUUAUAUAUACAUGAAGAUAUAUAUAUAUUCUACAAAGCAAAUGUUACCGAUUAAGAAAAUACAAUCAUCAAACCUCAGUUUUGUAAGAAAAACUUCUUAAAAUUAGGAACAGUUGUGCUUUACUCUCACGCAAGCAUGAUUUUCUUUUGGGUGUUUUUUUCAAAUGAUGGAUCUCCGCUUGUGGAAUAAAAGUGUAUUUGAUUAUGGCUGGAUAUUAAAAAUACUCUGUUUAAAGGGUGACGCCAACUUCUCUUUUGUUUCCCUAACUUUUAUUUUCAUGGGAUCUCUUUCCUCUCUCGUGUUUUUUGGUGGUUUCACAAGAAGUGCUUGUUGUUGCUGAGUCGGUUCCACUGAAUCUGUUUCAGCCGCGAUAGAGAGAGAGAGAGAGAGAGCGUCUCGGCAGCAGUUGACAGAUGUUGAGCUCACUGUGUGAAUCCUCCUGUGCCGCAGCAGUUGUGAUUUUAACCAACGAGACGACCUGGCACCGGUUUGUGUUCACGGCUGAACGCUCCGUCUUCUAACUUCUACACCACACAGCAGGAGACCUUGAGACUUAGCUUGAUAUCAGUUGUUCUGUAUGUAGUUGUUUUUUUUAUUUGUUGUUGUUGUUGUUGUGCCGUUUUUCAAAUGGCUCCAUCUUUUAUCCCGGUGUACUUCCCUGUUUGAAUUGUAAAAAAAAAAAAAAAAUCAAAACUAUUUUUUCUUUGUUUGUCUAAUAAAAUGUUCAAAUGUGACGUGGAAA